CCGUAAUUCCAGACCCCCUCCCCAAUUCCCGACGCCCCCCCCUAAAUUUCCCCCUCCAUUCCUGAGCCCUCCCGAUUUUCUUCCCGAAUUCCUGAGCACCCCCCCAAAUUCCUGAGACCCCCCCAAAUUCCUGAGACCCCCCCCAAAUUCCUGAUCCCCCCAAUUCCUGAUCCCCAAAUUCCUGAGACCCCUCCCCAAUUCCUGAGCCUCCCCCAGUUCCCGAUGCUGUUCCGGGCUCUCUCCCGGGGGUCCCUGCGGGGGUUCCGUCCCUCGGGGGGGCCCCAGCGGGGGCUCGGCCCUGACCCCCCCCGGGACCCCUCCCCAAAACCGGCCCGGGACCCCCCUGGGGAGCGGGACGCCCCCCGGGACCAGGGCGGCGGAAGGCGCCGGGAGCACCCCGUGCCCGUGAGCCGGGUGGGGCGGGCUGCGGCCAUGGGAGGGCUGGCUCUGGAAUUGGGUCUGGGGGCUCUGGCCGAGGCCGCCCGGACACGGCUGCGGGGGCAGGAGCGGCCCCGGGGUCCGGGCUCCCCCCCCCUCCUGUCCGAAGCCACUGCCGAGCGUUUGGUGGCCGCGCUGAGCCGGGCCCGGGGGGCAGCUCUGAAACUGGGCCAGUUCCUCAGCAUGGCAGACUCGUCGGUGCUGACCCCGCAGCUGCAGCGGAUCCUGGCGCGGCUCCGGCAGAGCGCAGAGCCCAUGCCUGGCUGGCAGAGCCGGGCUGUGCUGGAGGCUGAGCUGGGUCCUGGCUGGCAGGAGCAGCUCCAGGAGUUCCAGAACGUUCCGGUGGCCGCAGCGUCCCUGGGCCAGGUCCAUCGGGGGCGGCUCCGCGACGGCACGGAGGUGGCUCUGAAAAUACAGUACCCCGGCGUCGCGCGCAGCAUCGGCAGUGACAUCGAAAAUCUGCUGACCCUGCUGAGCUUGAGCCCUGGGCUGCCCAAAGGCCUGUUCGCGGGUCCCUCGCUGCGCUCGCUGCAGCGUGAGCUGGAGCUGGAGUGCGACUACAGGAGGGAGGCUCAGAGCACUCAGCGAUUCCGGUCCCUUUUGGGGUCCGACCCGUUUUUCCGAGUGCCGCGGGUGCUGCCCCAGCUCAGCUCCCGCCGGGUGCUCUGCACAGAGUGGGGGAGGGGCGGGGCCCUGGAGCAGUGCCGGGAGCUCCCCCAGGAGCGGCGGGACCAGAUCUGCUCAGAGCUGCUCCGGCUCUGCCUCCUGGAGCUGUUCCAGUUCCGCUUCAUGCAGACAGACCCAAACUGGGCCAACUUCCUGUACGAGCCACAAUCAAACACGGUGACGCUGUUGGAUUUUGGGGCGUGUCGGGAAUUCGAGCGGGAAUUCACCGACCUGUACAUUGAGGUGAUCAAGGCUGCAGCUGAGCGGGAUGAGCAGAAAAUCCUCAGCAAAUCCCAGGAGCUGAAAUUCCUGACGGGCUUUGAGUCCCCGGCUCUGCAGUCCCUGCAUGUCCAGGCUGUGCUGCUGCUGGGGGAGCCCUUUUGGGGGGCGCAGCCGUUCGAUUUCGGGGCGCAGGGCACAGCCCGGGGAGUGCGGGGGCUGCUCCCCCAAAUGCUGCGGGGCCGCCUGGUGCCCCCCCCCGAGCCCAGCUACGCCCUGCACCGAAAAUUGGGGGGGCUCUUCCUGGCCUGUGCCCACCUCAGGGGGCGUGUGCGCUGCAGGGAGCUCUUCCAGCAGGUCUACGAGGAGUACUGGCACCCCAAAAACAGAGAGAGCACCCUAAAAAACCCAGAGCAUCCCCAGGACACACCAAAAACCGAUCUGGGAUCGAGUGUGGAGACCCCUCCCCAAUAAAGGAGAUUUCAUACCAAAA
This is a messenger RNA of Catharus ustulatus (Swainson's thrush), 1816 nucleotides long. RefSeq names its product atypical kinase COQ8B, mitochondrial-like. Gene Ontology annotation, biological process: ubiquinone biosynthetic process. The record is from RefSeq and is a predicted model, not a curated record. The coding region runs from base 223 to 1797 and encodes 524 amino acids. The transcript is spliced from 13 exons. Gene Ontology annotation, molecular function: kinase activity. NCBI's taxonomy places the organism in Eukaryota, Metazoa, Chordata, Aves, Passeriformes, Turdidae. Gene Ontology annotation, cellular component: extrinsic component of mitochondrial inner membrane.